Molecule: messenger RNA, 1632 nt
Organism: Tupaia belangeri chinensis (Chinese tree shrew)
Lineage: Eukaryota; Metazoa; Chordata; Mammalia; Scandentia; Tupaiidae
Gene: SDS
Product: serine dehydratase
Exons: 8
Coding region: 156-1151 (331 amino acids)
Biological process (GO): L-threonine catabolic process; L-serine catabolic process
Molecular function (GO): threonine deaminase activity; L-serine ammonia-lyase activity
Source: RefSeq, a predicted model, not a curated record
CUGCUCGGAGGCGCCGGGAGAAUAAAGCCGGGUAGCCCGGGGGCGGAUUCAGAAGACAGCCUACCUGUUCUUCCUCCAUCUCUCCCUGGGCUGUGCACCCAGUCUAGACCUCCUUCACUCGCUCUGCUCAGAGCAGCCGCCCAGCUCCAUCGACGAUGCCUGCCAUGACAUCUGGAGAGCCCCUGCACGUGAAGAGCCCCCUUCGGGACAGCAUGACCUUGUCCAAAGAGGCGGGCACCUGCGUCUACCUCAAGUUGGACAGUGCCCAACCCGCGGGCUCCUUCAAGAUCCGGGGCAUCGGGCACCUCUGCAGGACGUGGGCUGAACGAGGCUGUGAGCACUUCGUCUGCUCCUCGGCUGGUAACGCAGGCAUGGCGACCGCGUACGCGGCCAGGAAGCUGGGCAUCCCUGCCACCAUCGUUGUGCCCAGUACCACGCCUGCCGUCACCAUCAAGCGGCUCAAGAACGAAGGCGCCAUGGUCAGGGUGGUGGGGGAGACACUGGACGAGGCCUUCGAGCUGGCCAAGGCCCUGGCGAAGAACAACCCAGGCUGGGUCUUCAUCCCUCCGUUCGACGACCCCCUCAUCUGGGAAGGCCACACUUCCAUCGUGAAGGAGCUGAAGGAGACAAUGGGCACGAAGCCGGGGGCCAUCGCGCUGUCCGUGGGUGGCGGCGGCCUGCUGUGCGGAGUGGUCCAGGGACUGCAGGAGGUGGGCUGGGGGGACGUGCCCGUCAUCGCCAUGGAGACCAUCGGUGCCCACAGCUUCCACGCCACCGCCACCGCAGGAAAGCUCGUCUCCCUGCCUCAGCUCACCAGCGUUGCCACGGCCCUGAGCGUGAAGACCGUGGCGGCUCAGACCCUGAAGCUGUUUCAGGAACACCCCAUCUUCUCUGAAGUGGUCUCGGACCAGGAGGCUGUGGCUGCCAUCGAGAAGUUUGUGGACGACGAGAAGAUCCUGGUGGAGCCAGCCUGCGGGGCGGCCCUGGCCGCGGUCUACAGCCACGUGGUGCAGAAGCUGCAGGGCGAGGGGAAGCUGCAGGCCCCCCUGCCCUCCCUGGUGGUCAUCGUCUGCGGGGGCAGCAACAUCAGCCUAGCCCAGCUGCAGGCUCUCAAGGAAGAGGUGGCCAAGAGAGAGAGGCUGUCCAAGUGAGGACCCGAGUGUCCCGGGGGCCCCGGAGGCCUCUGGAGGGGCUGGAGUUUUAUCCAGCGCCUGGGUGUAAAUAUAUCUCCCAGUCUGGUUUGCAGCCCGGCAGGAAGGCCCGCUUGUUGCCAGGAACCCACCGCGUGGUGGGGCCGGUGCUCCCAGAGCUGGGGCUUUAGCAGCCAGGGGGGCCCUGAAGGGGACCUCUCGUGUCCACGUGACCGCUCUGUCCUGAGCGUCCCUGCGAGGGUGACAAUCGCCCACAAGUAACUCGCCAGGUUCCCACAGAGGUGGGGCGGGAAGGGCGGGAAGGGCAGGGCCGGCUGGGGGAGGGCCCUCCUCCAAGCUUUCUCCCCACCCAGACUCUCUCAGGGUCAGGGCUCGGUCCAGGUUCCAGGAACCAUCCGGUCCCCUGGGAAGCCCGACCCCACCCUCAUGCACUUUUCGACUCUGUGAGCUUUUUCACGAAAUAAUAAAGUCUAUAUUUAUG